This is a messenger RNA of Malurus melanocephalus (red-backed fairy wren), 858 nucleotides long. RefSeq names its product ankyrin repeat domain 66 (gene ANKRD66). Bases 99 to 638 code for a protein of 179 amino acids. Gene Ontology annotation, molecular function: protein binding. The record is from RefSeq and is a predicted model, not a curated record. The transcript is spliced from 3 exons. Lineage: Eukaryota; Metazoa; Chordata; Aves; Passeriformes; Maluridae.
GCUUGAGCUCUUAGAGCUGCUGAGAGGAGCUGAUACAUCAGUGAGCACCCACUGAACGGCCAUCGCUCUGUUACCAGUGCCUGUCUGAAGAGUGCAGCAUGACAGAGCUCCAYGAAGCUGUGGCUUUGGGGGACUAUAACUGGGCAAAAAAGAUUUUGAAGGCAGGGCGCUGUGACCCAAACGAGAAGGAUGUCGACUGGCAUGACAGGACCCCUCUGCACUGGGCUGCUGCCAAAGGGCGGCUGGACCUGGUCAGGCUCCUGGUGGGUCACGGCGCCCGGCCCUGCCUGCGGAGCGAUGUGGGCUGGACCGCGGCUCAUUUCGCUGCCGAGGCGGGGAAACUGCGGGUGCUCCGUGCCCUUCACUCCCUGCACGCUGCCAUGGACGCCGCCGAUCUCUUCGGGGACACUCCCCGGAGGCUCKCGGAGAUCUACGGACACCGCGAGUGCUCCAAGUUCUUGGAAAAAGCAGAGGUGGAGAGCAGGAACUACCGCAAGAGGGCUGCAGCAAGAAAAAUCCCCUUAGAUGAGCGAGAUGAAGAGUGGGAACUCAAGAAAGAAGAGCUUCGGAGAAACCCGCCGUGUUUUUGGGAGAAGUGCACUCAAAAGAAAAGAGGGGGGAAAAAGGGGAAGCAGUAGAGUGCCCUGCCUGUUUGGUGCCUCUGAGCACUUGCAAUGCAGAGCAAAGGCGCUGGCUGACCUCAGGUGAUAUAUGGGUGGAUGGGAGAAGGAGAUGGUUUCAAGGAUGCRUCCUUAGAGAUGUACUGUAAACAAUGUCCUUAACAACUAGAAGUGCUUCAGCAUCUCUGUGUGUUUCUAUGUAUCAAAUAUCAAUAUCUCAAACUAAAAAUAAAACCAA